AGUGGACCUGUUGGGGAUGGGGAUUGGGGGAGGGAGGCAGGGAGGGACACAGAUUCUUUGUAGCGUGAGUUUUGUGCGUCCAACAACGUUAAAGAUUCGAGUCCACUCGGAAUCCAACCGCUUGAGUUGACACCACAGACCUCCUAGGCCCAUAUCAGGCCCUCCUCUUUUCUUUUCUUUUUCUUUUUCAUUAAAUUUCCCGUUUAAUAAUGAAAAAACCCUAGAGUACCCACAGGCCACGACUGAAGUGCUCUCUAUAUAAAACGGCAGUUGUUGCAGUGUGAAGUGCAGGGUGUGGCGGCUGUUCAAGAGUUGAGUCUCCGAGUAUGGUGUCUCUCAUUUUGGGUUCGGUACUUCGCUAACAUUUUACUCAGUUCAAAACUGUAAAAGAUGAGCUUGAUGUAGACAUUGCUAGAAUAUAGAGGAUUUACAUUCGUUCUUUCAGAUGGCGGUUUCAUCUUUCCCUUGUAUUCAACCUGUAAGAGCUCCUUUCAGAGCCUGCAGCUUGUUUUCUACUGGAGUUUGUGGUAGAUUCAGGAACAAGAAGAAGAUAAAUGCUAUUGUCUUUGCUUCUUCGAGGAAAUUAGAUAAAGAUAUCGACCUUCAAUCAAAGGUUGAUACGUUGUUGGACAGUAUAAAAUGGGAUGACAAAGGUUUAGCAGUGGCUAUAGCUCAAAAUGUUGACACGGGAGCCAUAUUAAUGCAAGGGUUUGUCAACAGGGAUGCUCUAGCCACAACCUUCUCUUCUAGGAAGGCAACAUUCUUCAGUCGGUCACGGGCAGCAUUGUGGACAAAGGGAGAAACUUCCAACAAUUUCAUCAACGUUCAUGACAUCUUUGUUGAUUGUGAUCGUGAUUCUAUAAUUUACCUUGGGAAGCCAGAUGGCCCUACAUGCCACACAGGUUCGGAGACGUGCUAUUUCACAUCAAUAAGUGAUCUGUUGAAGGAGCAAGAAGUUGAAGAAAAUAACUUGGCACUGACAACUUUGUACUCAUUAGAAUCUACAAUUUCCCAACGAGAAUCAGAGUUAGCAGGACAGCAUGGAAAGCCGUCAUGGACUAAACGGCUGUUGCUUGACGAAACUUUGUUGUGCUCAAAGAUACGGGAAGAGGCAGAUGAGUUGUGCCGAACACUCGAGGAGAAAGAGGACAAUUCACGUACUGCCUCAGAAAUGGCAGAUGUGAUAUACCAUGCCAUGGUUUUGCUAAGGCGUAAAGGUGUAAAGAUAGAAAAUGUUCUAGAAGUUCUUCGGAAAAGAUUUUCUCAGUCGGGUAUGGAGGAGAAGCAAAGCCGUGUAACAACACAAAACUGAGAUAUAAGCUGUGCUGUAGAUUGGAUUCUUUUAUCCCUGGCUUGAUUUUGAUCCAAUUGUCUACUGAGGACAGAUUUGAAUAUUGUAUCACCAUAAGAGAAAAACUUUUAUGUACCAAAACCACAGUUUGAGAUCCACCAUUGUCAUAGUGUGAAAUCGUGAUUCGUGUAGAAGCCAUGAUUUUGUCUUUUCUCCGUAGCAUUUUUUCUCUGCAAACUUACGGGUUUUGUCUUUACACAGCAGUUCCUGGAUUCAGUUUGUACCGGUCGUGGGAUCAAAUACCCAGUUUCCUGAAUUAUUUGAUAAUAUGAUUUGUGUAAAUACUAAUGGCACAGAGUCGAUUUUCUGUCA
Theobroma cacao (cacao) is the source of this 1663-nucleotide messenger RNA. RefSeq names its product histidine biosynthesis bifunctional protein (HISIE) (gene AT-IE). The record is from RefSeq and is a predicted model, not a curated record. Gene Ontology annotation, biological process: L-histidine biosynthetic process. Gene Ontology annotation, molecular function: phosphoribosyl-AMP cyclohydrolase activity; phosphoribosyl-ATP diphosphatase activity. NCBI's taxonomy places the organism in Eukaryota, Viridiplantae, Streptophyta, Magnoliopsida, Malvales, Malvaceae.